CUUGCAUUCCUCACCCUCCACCGGUGCCGUGUCCAAGGGCCUUCGAGGAUGAAUCCGGGCAUGAAUCUCAACACGAUGGGCGGCAUGGGCAUCAACAUGAAUGGCAUGAACAUGGGAGGAAUGAACCCAGGCAUGUCCCAUCAUCCCGGCAUGUCUGGGAUGAUGUCUAACCAACCAGGGAUGGGCGGCGGCGGCCAACACCCGUCCCAACACGGAAUGUCAAGCAUGAACUCGAUGAUGGGAAUGGGGAUGGGAAUGAACCAAGGCGGCAACCCACCCAACAACAUUGGUGGUGGUCCCGGCAAUCCCGGCAUGGGAGGCGGCAUGGGCCAUAACCCGAUGCACAUGGGGCAUCAAAACCAGCACUUGGGCCAGCCUCCCCAUGGUGGCGGCGGCCAGCACCACAUGAUGAAUACGAUGAACCCAAUGCAACACGGCGGUAUGAACCAUCCCAUGAACUCGAUGGGCAGUAUGCCCAAUAUGGGCGUCGUCGCACCAAAUGGCAUGCUUGGCGGCAUGCAUCCCUCCAACUCAAUGCCGGGGUAUCCACCCACGAACAACGGUCUGUCUUACGGAAACCCCAUGGGGCCACCUUCUUCCAACAUGUCAGCGAGCGGCCAGAGCAUCGCGCACAUCGAAUGGCGCGCCCAGUUUACACGAGACCAACGGGCCAGCCUCAUCGCGAAAGUCUACCACGAAAUGGUCCGCGUAUCCACAGAGCCGCCCGGCAUUGCGCUUUGGAUCAACGUGGCCUGGUUUGAGCUAACGUUGUUCAAGGAAUGCCAGACGAGGGAGGACUACAUCAAUCAGAUUAUCAAGCGUCUCCAGCAGCUCAAGACGCAAGGCGGCGACAUGCCGAGCAGCCAAAACGGCCGGCAUCCUGGCAUGCCCGGUGGCCACCUUCCCAACGGCGGCAUGCAGCACCCACAACAGCCACACAACCCCUCUGGCCAGUACAACAUGUACAAUAACCCAAACGCGCCCAACCCCCUCUCGAUCAACCCAAGCAACGGCCAAAUUCAGCACAACCCAGGUCACCCGACGGGAUUCCAGUCGCAGCAAACGUCUGGCCAAAACUCGUCGGCGGCGACGCCGAAGCAGGGCAAAGGGUCCAACAACCUCAACAACAAACAGCAGCCUCCAACCAGCGGGAACAAUGGCCCCGCCAAAUCUAUGAGCCGCUCGCAAUCGACUGGCGCGAUGAUGCCUCCACAAGGGGGUCCGUCGUCGCAACCGUCCCAUCCACAGCACCAGCAGUCGCCUGAAACAUUGGUCAACAUCCAGGCUGGCAAUAACCCUGCAGAGUACUGGCGGCAGCACGGCAUGCUCAAGGCAAAAUAUUUAAAUGACGUGAGCACCGUGCACAGCGCGUUCAAAAAGUACGUGGACCACAUGAAGCAAGACAGCGAGAGCGACCAGAAACAAAAGCUGUCGUUCUUGCUGGGGUACGUUCAGCUGUGCGCGACGGUGCUGGACGAAGAUGCGUCGACGCACCCGCCACGGACCCUGGAAGAGCUCGAGAAGGUGAAUAAAUACGUCGUUCGGAUCGUCCUUCCGUACUUGAAGAAGCUCAAGACGGAGAAGGACCGAAGAUCGUCGGGUGGGAGCAAUACGCCGCAAGGUGGUGUGCCAACGAAUGCGCCGUCCAACAACCCGAAUUCAAACAACAUGGGGGGAGGUUUCGAAGCCAUGAUGGGGAUGCGACCGGGAAGGGGGCCGACUUCGCAGCAACAGCAGCAUGGGCCGUCAAUGCAACAAAACCAACAAUCCAUGCAGCAGCAGCAAAACCACUUUCAGAGCAUGAUGCAGGCGCCGGUCCCCAAGCCGCCGCAGCAGCCCAGCGGCGGAAACAUGCAGCAGUCGUCGACGGGUCUUAUCCUCGACGACGGCGGGUACAACAUGGGAAGCGGCGGGCCCUCGUCCAUGCACCACUCGAACGCCAACAACCCGAUGUACUACGGGUCAAAUCAACCCAACAUGAACUCGAUGGGGUUCAUGGGCAACGGGUACGGCGGCGGCAUGGGCGGCAACGACGACAUGAUGUCGAGCCUCGGUCAAGGAUCAAACGACAUGAACUUUCUUGACAUGGACGGGUCCUCGUUUGCCAUGGGCGACGCGACCGCGUCCGGCCAAGGCGGUGGGUCGUCGGGCGAAGAUGGCGACGGCGGCGACCUCAUGAACAUUGUCGAAGCGUUGUAGGACCGAUAUAGUAAUAACACGGAGUGAACAAAACGGUGUGAUGUGAAGUAACCA
Molecule: messenger RNA, 2253 nt
Organism: Aphanomyces invadans
Lineage: Eukaryota; Oomycota; Saprolegniomycetes; Saprolegniales; Verrucalvaceae
Exons: 3
Coding region: 49-2199 (716 amino acids)
Source: RefSeq, a predicted model, not a curated record